CACUUCCGUCCAGAAUCCCGACGAGUUUAGUCUGUACCGGAAGUGCAUGGGCUGCCGAUGUGGUGUCUACUGACUGCAGUUCCAGUUACUCGCCCUUGUUUCCGUGGCUGGGUAUUUGCUUCGCACCAUGGCGCCCAAAGGCAAAGUGGGUACAAGAGGGAAGAAGCAGAUAUUUGAAGAGAACAAAGAAACUCUCAAGUUUUACCUUCGGAUCAUACUGGGAGCCAAUGCCAUCUACUGCCUUGUGACCUUGGUUUUCUUCUAUUCAUCUGCCUCAUUCUGGGCCUGGAUGGCCCUGGCCUUCAGCUUGGCCGUGUACGGGGCCAGCUACCACUCUAUGAGCUCAAUGGCUCGGGCAUCCUUCUCUGAGGAUGGGUCCUUGGUGGAUGGUGGCAUGGACCUCAACAUGGAGCAGGGCAUGGCAGAGCACCUUAAGGAUGUGAUCCUACUGACAGCCAUUGUUCAGGUGCUCAGCUGCUUCUCCCUCUACAUCUGGUCCUUCUGGCUUCUGGCUCCAGGCCGGGCCCUUUACCUCUUGUGGGUAAACGUGCUAGGCCCCUGGUUCACAGCAGACAGUGGAGCCCCAGCACCAGAGCUCAAUGAAAAACGACAACGCCGACAGGAACGGCGCCAGAUGAAAAGGUUAUAGCGUCUCUACUGUGGCCAUAGGCUGCUGGGUGCUGGUUGGCUCUAUUAGGAUGUGUGGCCCCAUGCCUGGAGCAGUGAGGGCCUAGUUUAAGGGCCAAAAGAAGCCUGAAUUAUAGGAUUACUAAAUAAAUAGUUUCGAAUGUGGCUAA
Molecule: messenger RNA, 797 nt
Organism: Rattus rattus (black rat)
Lineage: Eukaryota; Metazoa; Chordata; Mammalia; Rodentia; Muridae
Gene: Tmem208
Product: transmembrane protein 208
Exons: 6
Coding region: 128-649 (173 amino acids)
Biological process (GO): vacuolar protein processing
Cellular component (GO): intracellular membrane-bounded organelle
Source: RefSeq, a predicted model, not a curated record